GUAAACUGAUAGAUCUUCCUUGGACAAAAUCUACUUCCGAUAAUGUUGAUUCCCUUCUGUCUGAAUUCUCUCUAGUGUAAAAAAUAUUCUCUUGAAUCCUUGGUUUUCCAUAGCGUGUGUGUAUUGAUUUACAAAUAUAGAAUCUACAGAAAACAAGAUUGAGGGUGCAAAAAUGAAAAUAUAUUCAGAAUUGAGGGAGCAAUUUGUUACAUUUCCUCUUUCCAGUCUAUGUAUAUAUCUCGCAAGAGGAAAGCUGAAGAAAAGCAAAACCCUAGAAAAUAAAUAAUAUUCCGUGGCGCCUGCGGCAGAGAUCAAUGACGAUACCGGAUCUCUGUAACGAUUUGGUCGAUGAGAUACUCUGUCGCGUUCCGGCGAGGAAUCUGAAACGGUUACGAUCUACCAGCAAACGAUGGAACCGUUUAUUCAAAGAUGAUAGGAGAUUCGCAAGAGAGCACAUGCAUAAAGCCCCAAAGGAGUAUCUACCUCUCAUGUUGACAAGCGAGUACAGGAUCUGUCCGGUGAGCAUCAAUCUCCAAGGAGAUGUUCCUUCUGUAGUGUUAAAGAGAGAGCUUAGCCUACCAGAUCCGGAUUAUUCACAUCAAUUCGAUAUAGGUCGAGUCUUUCACUGCGACGGCUUAUUGGUAUGCAACCACGUAGGCAAGAAUCCCCGAUACGGAUCUAAAAUCGUGGUUUGGAACCCGCUGACUGGUCAAACCAGGUGGAUCGAAGCCGGCUAUCGUUGGAAGGAAUACGAAGUCAGAUUUGUUCUCGGAUACUGCUACCAGCAAGACGAGAACAAUUCCUGCAGUAAAAAAAUCUACAAAAUUUUGUGUUUUUAUCCUAAUGGCCAAGAUACAGAAAUCUACGAGCUUAACUACUCUGAUAGGUGGACAAGGACGAUUCCUGAUGGUGAUCUCACUCCAGGCUGGACCUUGAUAUACUCAGAGCAGACCGUGUCUAUGAAUGGAAAUCUUUACUUGUUUGCUUCGGAGAAAUCAAAACCCCAUCUUGGCGUGUCCUUGCUCAGAUUUGAUUUCUCAACAGAGAAAUCAUCUCUAUGUGUGACUCUUCCCUAUCAGCGUCCAAGGUAUGAAAUUUUGAGUAUUUCCGCCGUUAGAGGAGGAGAGAAUCUUUCUCUGUUGUUGCAGCUCGAUUUUGAAUCUAAGACUGAGAUAUGGGUGACGAAUAAGAUUGAUGACACCACCACCAAAGGAGCAGCAGUCUCUUGGACCAAGGUCCUAGCAUUUGAUUUAAGCCCUGAUCUUCAAUUAUUUUCGGAGGAGGUAAAUUUUUUGCUUGACGAGGAUAAGAAAGUCGCUGUGUGUUGUGAGAGAUGGUUGGAACCGCAAGAGCACCACAGGUACCAGUGCAGGAGAGAGUACAAGAUCACCGACAAGAUAUACAUUCUCGGGGAGGAUAAUAAAGUCGAUGAAGUAGGUUCUGGAGAGGGAGAGGCUACAGAUUCACUUGAAGGAAUUUCGCAAGUUAUUCUCAAUUACGCUCCAAGUUUGGUCCAAAUCGAGCAAGCCGGAGGAGGCAAAACAAAAAGAGGUGACGACUAAAACAACCUCUACAUGUAAUAUUAGUUUUUUGUGUUUUUCUUAAUUUAUUUUUGUCAUAUUUUUUGAAUAAUCCCCUGAUCGAGCGACCUGGAAGUAGAAGAGGCCCUUAAAUUUUCUUGUUCAUGUUCUUUGAAUAAUCCUUUGAACUGAUAUCUCAAUAAGAUUGUAAUAUUGUAGUUGUCCCUUGCUUGAUUUACACACGGUUUUCUUUUUUUUUUAAGUUUUAUGAUCAAAACAUGUCUGGUACAGUAUAUGUCUAGAGAACAAGUGUUGUGUCUAAAACUUCAACCAUUUCUAAUUCAAUGACAAAAGUAACUCAUGUUCGAAGCUC
Molecule: messenger RNA, 1893 nt
Organism: Arabidopsis thaliana (thale cress)
Lineage: Eukaryota; Viridiplantae; Streptophyta; Magnoliopsida; Brassicales; Brassicaceae
Gene: ETP1
Product: EIN2 targeting protein1
Exons: 1
Coding region: 315-1562 (415 amino acids)
Source: RefSeq, marked reviewed